AUGACUACCUUAACCCUCCCCAUAAUCGACCUUGGUCUUUAUCUUAAUGAUAAAAAUGAUCCUUUAGCUAUUAAUGAAUGCAAAAAGACUGCGAAAGCUUUAAAAGACUAUGGGGCUUUAUUGGUUAAAGAUCCUAGAGUAACCGAAGCAGAUAAUUCUAAAUUUAUUGAUUUAAUAGAAGACUACUUUGAUCAACCAUUUGAGGUUAAACUCAAAGAUGCCCGCCCAGAAAUUGGUUAUCAAGUUGGCGUUACUCCUGAGUUCAAAGAAGAACCGAAAUGCCAUCGUGAUCCUAAUUGUCAAAGUUUAAUAAACAAAAUGCCUGAAGAAAGCCGUCCUUUAAUUUCCACAGGACCUGAUCCAAAAUGGCGUUUCUUUUGGCGUAUAGGUGAACUACCACAAGAAACAAAAUUUCCUCAGCUUAAUGCUGAACCGGUUGUUCCUGAUGUUUUUAAAGACACCUGGCCUACCAUCAUGAAUCAAAGAGGGAAUCAAAUGCACCAAGCUGUAGUUGGUGUUGCAGAAAUGCUGUCCGUCGGAUUUGGUUUGCCUGCCAACACUUUUCCUGAUCUUACAAAAUAUGGUCCACAUUUAUUGGCUCCUACUGCAACUGAUUUGAAUAAAUACGGAAAACUUGGUAUGAUAUGUGCCGGCUUUCAUUAUGAUAUUAAUUUUUUGACUAUUCAUGGUAAAAGUCGAUUCCCCGGCCUGCAUAUUUGGCCACGUAACGGUGAUCUCAAGAUGCAAGUUCAUGUACCGGAAGGCCAUUUAUUAGUUCAAGCCGGUAAACAACUUGAAUGGUUAACAGGCGGUGAAAUUACUGCGGGUUAUCAUGAAGUUGUCGUAACAGAAGCAACUCUACAAGCUAUCGAAAAUGCUAAAAUAACCCGUCCAAAUCGCCCUCUUUGGAGAAUAUCCUCAACAUUCUUUUUACAUAUCGCGA
Messenger RNA from Dentiscutata heterogama, 943 nucleotides. The record is from the annotation of a GenBank genome assembly. Lineage: Eukaryota; Fungi; Glomeromycota; Glomeromycetes; Diversisporales; Gigasporaceae.